UGAUUUGUACAUUUAUACUUUUGCGAAACAACUCGACGGGAAAGAAAUUUCAAUUUUUGUUAAGAAAUAAAAUCGCUGUUUACAAUUCUUUUAGUUUUUCUGUGUCGUUAAGUUUCAUUUUUCGAAACACUUACAACAUUGUGAAAAUUAUUUGGUGUUUAUUAUAAUUUGUAUUUGAAAGAGCAGAUUUAAUAGCAAAAAUGGCACUCUCCGAAUCUCAGUGUUAUACCAUCAUAAAUACACCCGAAUUAUCGGAUGUUUUCAAUGAAAUGAAAAUUAAGAAAGAUUUGGAGCAAGGCGAUGAAAAUGUACAAAUCGAUACGUUGAAGAAAGUGAUUAAGCUAUUGUUGAAUGGUGAACGUUUGCCUGGCUUAUUGAUGACCAUCAUUCGAUUUGUGAUGCCAUCACAAAAUCAUACUAUCAAAAAGUUGUUGCUCAUUUUCUGGGAGAUUGUACCAAAAACAACGCCCGAUGGCAAAUUGAUGCAAGAAAUGAUUCUCGUGUGCGAUGCAUACCGAAAGGAUUUGCAACAUCCAAAUGAAUUUCUGCGUGGAUCGACGUUGCGAUUUUUGUGCAAAUUGAAAGAGCCUGAAUUGCUUGAGCCACUCAUGCCGGUGAUUCGUGAUUGUUUGGAGCAUCGUCAUUCGUAUGUGCGUCGUAAUGCUGUCCUUGCUAUUUUCACCAUUUACAAAAAUUUCGAAUGGUUGGUACCGGAUGGACCCGAACUCAUUGCCAACUUCCUUGAUACACAACAAGAUAUGUCAUGCAAACGUAAUGCAUUCUUAAUGUUAUUGCAUGCCGAUCAAGAUCGUGCACUGAACUAUUUGGCAUCGUGCCUAGAUCAAGUCAAUAAUUUUGGUGACAUUCUGCAAUUGGUUAUUGUGGAAUUGAUCUACAAGGUGUGUCAUGCAAAUCCAAAUGAACGUUCUCGAUUCAUUCGUUGCAUUUAUAAUUUGCUCAAUUCAUCGUCGAAUGCUGUUCGAUACGAAGCGGCCGGUACAUUGAUUACAUUGUCAACCGCUCCAACGGCCAUCAAAGCAGCGGCCAGCUGUUACAUCGAACUCAUCAUCAAAGAAAGCGACAAUAAUGUUAAGUUGAUCGUUUUGGAUCGUUUGAUUGGAAUCAAAGAGAAUGAAAAUACCGAACGUGUUAUGCAAGAUUUAGUUAUGGAUAUUUUACGUGUGCUGGCCGCACCCGAUAUUGAGGUACGACGUAAAACAUUAAACUUGGCCAUGGACUUGGUAUCGUCGAGAAACAUUGAAGAGAUGGUACUCGUUUUGAAGAAGGAAAUUUCCAAAACGCACAACGUCGAACAUGAAGACACCGGAAAAUAUCGACAAUUACUUGUUCGCACAUUGCACAGUUGUUGCAUUCGUUUCCCAGAUGUUGCAGCAACUGUUAUUCCAGUUUUAUCCGAAUUCCUAUCCGAUACAAAUGAACAAGCUGCUACAGAUGUGCUUGUUUUCAUUCGCGAAGCCAUUCAAAAAUUUCCAAAUUUGCGUGCAUUGAUUACGGAGAAAUUGAUCGAAACAUUCCCAUCGGUUCGUUCGGUGAAAGUUCAUCGUGCCGCCUUAUGGAUUCUUGGCGAAUACAUCAAUAGCAGCAAAGAAAUUUUGGAAGUGAUCGAUGUGGUGAAUCAAACCAUUGGCGAAAUUCCAAUUGUCGAGGCCGAACAGCGUAAAUUGGCUGGCGAAGAAGAACAAGACGAUCCAAAUAAACCAGCCAAUUCAACUGCAUCGGCAAGCACGAAAGUCACUUCGGAUGGCACCUAUGCCACUCAAAGUGCAUUCAGUGUUGCACCAGUUGCGAAGAAAGAAGAGCGACCACCAUUGCGUCAAUAUUUGAUGGACGGAGAUUUCUUUGUGGCAACAACAUUAGCUACAACAUUCACCAAAUUGGCAUUGAAGUAUAUCGAAUUGGAGAAGGAUGCAUCAAAGCAAAACCAUGUAUGUGCUUCAAUAAUGCUAACCUUGAGCGCAAUAUUGCAUUUGGGUCGAUCGGGCUUUUCGUCCAAACCAAUCACAAAUGAUGAUGCUGAUCGUAUAUUCGUAUGCUUGCGUACAUUGAGCGAACGUUCGCCGGAAAUUGUAGAAAUAUUCAAGGUCUUGUGCCGUGAUGCAUUGGCCAAAAUGCUUGAAGCACAUCAAACGGAAGAGCAACAAAUGAUUAAGGAUAAACAACAGAAAGCGGUUAAGAUUCAAGCCGAUGAUCCAAUUACAUUCUCACAGCUGUCGAGCGGCAAGGAUAGCUUUUUGGGUGAAAAUGUGUUCGAAUCAAGUUUGAAUCAAGCAUUGGCCGGCACAAAAUCUACUUCAAUUGUUGAUGUUGCAUCGCCAAAUAGUAAAUUGAACAAAGUCACUCAAUUGACUGGUUUCUCGGAUCCAGUUUAUGCUGAGGCUUAUGUGCAUGUCAAUCAAUAUGAUAUCGUUUUGGAUGUAUUGGUGGUGAAUCAAACCAGUGAUACAUUGCAAAAUUGUACAUUGGAAUUGGCCACAUUGGGCGACUUGAAACUGGUCGAACGACCACAUCCAGUGGUUUUGGCACCACACGAUUUUUGCAACAUCAAAGCCAAUGUUAAGGUUUCUUCCACUGAAAACGGAAUUAUUUUUGGCAAUAUUGUUUACGACACCACAACCACAUCAAAUGUCGUUGUUUUGAACACGAUACACAUUGACAUCAUGGAUUAUAUUAUGCCAGCCUCAUGCACUGACACCGAAUUCCGUCAAAUGUGGCAAGAUUUCGAAUGGGAAAACAAAGUGUCGGUCAACACAACAUUAACCGAUUUGCACGAGUAUUUGAAACAUUUACUAAAAUCGACCAACAUGAAAUGCUUGACACCAGAGAAAGCAUUGUCUGGCCAAUGCGGUUUUAUGGCUGCCAAUAUGUAUGCACGCUCGAUUUUCGGUGAAGAUGCAUUGGCCAAUUUGAGUAUUGAGAAACCAUUGGAUGAUCCAAACGCUGCGGUAACCGGACACAUUCGCAUCAGAGCCAAGAGCCAAGGUAUGGCAUUGAGCCUAGGCGAUAAAAUCAAUUCAACGCAGAAAGCAAUUCCACAAAAGACCGUCGUUGCCGCCUAAUGAUGUGGUUAUCUAUUCGUUGAUAAUUGUGUUUUUUCCGAAAGAAAUAUUUCGAAUCAUUUAGUCUUAUUGCAUUAGAUUCAUUGAAUCGAUUAGAAUUUAAGAAUGAAAUUUAUUAUUAUGAAGUAUAUAUGUUCGCAUUCCCAAUAAAAUGAAUAAAAAAUGCCACUAUGUAUGAAUAUCUGAUAAAUAAAUGAAUAAAGUGAGCUAAUUUACAUCGUA
Molecule: messenger RNA, 3299 nt
Organism: Contarinia nasturtii (swede midge)
Lineage: Eukaryota; Metazoa; Arthropoda; Insecta; Diptera; Cecidomyiidae
Gene: betaCOP
Product: coatomer subunit beta
Exons: 9
Coding region: 201-3077 (958 amino acids)
Biological process (GO): intra-Golgi vesicle-mediated transport; endoplasmic reticulum to Golgi vesicle-mediated transport; intracellular protein transport
Cellular component (GO): cytoplasm; COPI vesicle coat
Molecular function (GO): structural molecule activity
Source: RefSeq, a predicted model, not a curated record